Arctia plantaginis is the source of this 497-nucleotide messenger RNA. Lineage: Eukaryota; Metazoa; Arthropoda; Insecta; Lepidoptera; Erebidae. The record is from the annotation of a GenBank genome assembly.
GGGAAAGUCCGGCGCAAUUGAUGCUAGGUAGGAAUUUACGUACAAAAUUAGACGCGUUCAGGCCAAACAGGGAGAAUAAAGUUAUAAAAGCUCAAGAACGACAACAGAAAUUAGGAACGGACGUUAAACGUUCUUUAGAGAUAGGGGAGGAAAUAUCGAUGAGACAAUAUAGGGGAAAUGAAAAAUGGAGUCCAGGGCAGGUAGUGGAUAGAAUGGGUACUACGGAUUAUAAAGUCAUGGAUUUGUCGGGUAGGGAAGCUCAUAGACAUAUUGACCAGUUAAGACAGCGAUCGGGAAAGCUCUUUAAUUUGUCCGACAAGCACAUCAGAACGGAGUUCUCUGGAAGCGGAACGUUCCGAAAAAUCCGAGGUGAUACCAGCGUCAGUUGCUGGGGAGACACAAGGCCCUCGGAGCGUGAGGGAGUUAAGUCCGGUUCGAGCGGCGAUUGUCGAGAAGUUGCCGUCGGUGUCAACUUCUGGUUCAGUUCCUCGCACUAA